AUGACUGAUGAAGAUCCAUUUGACAUUUAUGGCGAUGAUACGUUCUUGGGUACCGACGAGACUCACGAUGAUUUAUACGACGAAAACCCAGGCGAUGAAGAUGGUACUCGUCCGGCUAAACGUCGGCGAGAGGGCAAUAAUGUUGGUACUUCCGAUAGACCCGACGAUCUUGAAAUAAACGAAGACGAUCUGUUUGCUGACUUUGGAGAAGUUGAAAAGGAAAUGGGUGGAAUAGUGAAUAGUGCCAAGUCAUGCUACUUUGAGAAGGAGUUGUCAGAUGGAAGCGGACAUUAA
Molecule: messenger RNA, 294 nt
Organism: Paraglomus occultum
Lineage: Eukaryota; Fungi; Glomeromycota; Glomeromycetes; Paraglomerales; Paraglomeraceae
Source: the annotation of a GenBank genome assembly